CCUCGCGGUGCCGCCCACGGUACCGGUCCGCCCGUGCUCCCGGUGCCGUGGGUGUUCACGGCGCGUUCGUCGUGUAACGUCGUAACGCGGCGGCUAACGUGAGACGUUAGCAUUGUAGCUAACCAACAGUUCCAAGUGCGUAACGCCACCCGGUCCACUUCCUAGCUAACUAGCUAACGCUGUUAGCGUCUCGACGAGCGGUUCCGCCCGCUCACGGUUCGUUUUCACCGCGGUACGAUGUGAACACACACUGGUUACGACUGUGUAUUAAAACUGUGUUUAAUGAACCUGCGAGCGGCCCUCGCCCUACGACGGAUGCCCCCUAAAGCCAAGGCGGCGGGGAAGGGCAGAGCCCCCGCGAAGAGGAAGCUGCCGGAGGAGUUCCCCCCGGGAGAAGUCCUGACUGACACCGGGAAGAAGGCCUGGAAGCUGGGCGCUCCCAUCGGCCAGGGGGGGUUCGGCCUCAUAUACCUGGCCGAUGAAAAUUCUGCAAAAUCUGUGGGUGCUGAUGCUCCUUAUGUCAUCAAAGUGGAGCCCAGUGAAAAUGGACCACUGUUCUCUGAGCUCAAGUUCUACAUGCGAGCUGCUAAGCCUGAUCUGAUCCAAACCUGGAUGAAGUCUCACAAGCUGAGAACUCUGGGAGUUCCCAGGUACUGGGGCUCCGGUCUGCACGAGAGAGGAGGGAAAAGGUAUCGAUUCAUGGUCAUCGACCGGCUCGGCACGGACCUGCAGAAGAAGUUUGAGGAGUGUGGAAAGACUUUCCCCAGAAAACUGGUUCUGCAGCUCGGCCUUCGCCUGCUGGAUAUUCUGGAGUUCGUCCACGACCACGAGUAUGUGCACGCUGACAUCAAAGCGUCUAACCUCAUGUUGAGCCACAGUGAUCCCAACCAGGUUUACUUGGUGGAUUAUGGGUUGGCAUACCGGUACUCUCCUGACGGGGUCGUCAAAGAGUACAAGGAAGACCCCAAGAGAUGUCACGAUGGAACCAUCGAGUACACGAGCAUCGACGCCCAUAAAGGAGCAUCUGCAUGUAGGCGCAGCGACCUGGAGAUCCUGUGCUACUGCAUGGUUCAGUGGUUAUGUGGUCGGCUGCCCUGGGAGGACAAGCUGCAGGACCCACUUUACGUCCGAGACUCCAAACUCAGGUGUCAAGAAAACAUCUCCCAGUUUAUGACCAACUGUUUCUCUUCUCAAGACAAACCAGAUGAAAUCCAGAAGUUCAUGGAAGAGGUCAAAUCUCUGGGAUACCAAGACAAACCGCCCUACGAGAAGCUGCGCUCCAUCCUGCAGACGGGACUGAAGAGCAUCCACACAAAAGACGAUGGCACGCUGGACUUCACUCCUGCCAACGGGGGCGUGUCACCUCCCGUCCAGAACAAGAGGACGACCAAGAGAAAAAAGGCAGACGAGGAGAGCGACACUGAUGGAGGUUCCCCAAAGAAAAAGCGAGUUACAAAGAAAAAAGAGGUGAACGGAGUGAAAAGUCCCCAAAAGUCUCCUAAACCAAGGAAGGUGGCCAGCACUGGGAAACAGGAUGAGCCCAAAUCCAGACUAGUGGAAAUGGGAACCCAGACGUCUCCUGGACUGGCCCAGAAACCCAGAGGCCGACCAAGGAAGAACAGGUCCUGAACACUGAACACCAGCUCGCACACACACACACAGACACACACACACACACACACACACACACACACACACACACUCACUCCUCCCUCCAGCCUCUCUAAUACCUUUGUUUUUUUAUAUGUUUCACACUGGCAGUGGUUGAUGUUUGAUCCUAUGUAGUGUGGUUGAAAUGAGAACCAUUGUAAUAAAGAAAAAAAUUAAAUAAUC
Scophthalmus maximus (turbot) is the source of this 1833-nucleotide messenger RNA. RefSeq names its product VRK serine/threonine kinase 1 (gene vrk1). The record is from RefSeq and is a predicted model, not a curated record. Gene Ontology annotation, biological process: peptidyl-serine phosphorylation; signal transduction. Gene Ontology annotation, molecular function: protein serine/threonine kinase activity; ATP binding. NCBI's taxonomy places the organism in Eukaryota, Metazoa, Chordata, Actinopteri, Pleuronectiformes, Scophthalmidae. The transcript has 13 exons. Gene Ontology annotation, cellular component: nucleus; cytoplasm. The coding region runs from base 283 to 1629 and encodes 448 amino acids.